CGUGUUCUGUGGAAGCGCGGAAAACGCUCGAGAGCAAUCAAAGUGUCCCAUGUCUAUAGUACUCGCAUCCGUGGUGCAAAGUGAAGACAAGACGGCGUAUUAAAUCCGAUAUCAAGUUUGCGUGUAGUACGUGCAACCGCAAAUAUUCUAUGAUUUACCUAUGAGCAGAAGCUAUUGUGCGUGCAGCUCUGAUAAAGCGAAUGCUAAUUCUUGCGUGCAUGCAAUAAAUCCAAAAAAACAGCAACAAACAAUUGAAAUAAGCAAGCAGCGAUUAAACCAAAGCUCAAUGCAGUUAGCCAAAUGUGUUAUAGAUAAAGCAAAUUCCACGCAGGAAUUCACAAUUGCAAAAUGCGUUUAAAUGCAACGACAACAAAAGCAGCAAAACCAAAAACAAAAACAACAACAACCACUCGACUUAGCAAGCGAACAACAACAACAUCAACAUUAACAAAACGACAAAUUGAACGCUUUUUAUGCAACUUAAUACAUUUAGUGAUACUAACAACAACAAUUAUGUGCUCAGUUAGUGCAAUUGGCACUGGUCUAUUGCGCCUGCCAAAGGCCAAAGCCAGUCGUGUGAGUAACAACAACGACAAUAUGCACGACUAUGCGCCGCAAUUUGAUGAGUUGCUGCCAGUAACAGCAGCAACAUCUGCCACUGUCGAGUUGCCAGCAACAGCAACAGCGGCAACAGCAGCAGCUACAGCAACAUCCGCCGUAUUUCAAUUUACAGCUGCAGCGGCCGACACACACAUGCCAACCCACACACAUAUGCAGUCGACACGGAUUAGUUACGAUUCCAAUGAAAUCGAUAAUUCCUAUGCUGCCGCAGUAGAACCAGCAGCAGCAGCAGAUGUUGCUUUGGAUGCUGCUGCCGCCGAUGACGUCGAAACAGUCGCUGAUGAUUACAUCAUGGUUGCUACAACCGACGAGAAAAAUGACAAACCAGCAACAGCAGCAGCAGCAGCAACAAUGGCAACAGCAACCAGCUCGUGGCAUUUAAUGAAUGCAAGAGCACAAGAUUUAUUAUCCUUAUCGCAGCUAAGUUCAGAUGGAACAUCAUCUGCGCGAACGCCAGCGCAACACGAGAAAAACGCAUCAAGUCUGAAAAACUCCAUUGGAGGCGCCAUAUCUUCUGCUGGCACAACAUUUCAACAAAUUGGUUCACAAAAAAUCAAUGGGCAUGUGACCACAGCCCCAGCAAACAAUAGUGCGGCAAAUCAACCGGCUGCAACGCCUUCCUCCAUAUCUACAGCAUCGGCCACUCACCGACCCGUCGUACACAACUCGGCCAAGAAAGUGGAUAGUAAAUAUAUUCUGCCCAAGCCGCAAAAGACCGAUGCACCAAUGCUCAACUAUAUCUUUGAUACGCAUUCAUCGGCCAACAAGCAUCAUCAUCAUGAUCAGAGAUACGGGCCACAUUUUGAGGACGUGCAACGCGUGGGACAGCCAACAAAUAUGACUGUGCAGGCGGGCAGCAGCAUUCAUUUAAAUUGCAGAAUCUCAUUGCUGCAAGAUAAGACUGUCUCUUGGGUGCGUCGCAGUGCGCAAAAUGAGGAAAAUGCACUAGAUUUGCUCACAGUGGGCCUAACGGCCUAUACUGGUGAUAAACGCUAUAAAAUGGAAUUUCAAUAUCCCAACAAUUGGCGACUGAGAAUUGUGAACGUUAAAAAGGAUGAUGAGGCCACCUAUGAAUGCCAGAUAUCAACGCAUCCGCCACGCGUUAUACAAAUUAAUUUGCAUGUUAACGCCCCAAAAGUUAUGAUUGUGGACGAGUAUGGAGAUCCAUUGCAGGAGAAAUAUUAUGAAAUUGACUCAACGUUGCAAUUGUCCUGUGUGGUGCGUAAUGUGGCCAUGACCAGCUCUGUCGUAUUUUGGAAGCAUAGCGACGAUACGCUCAACUAUGAUGUCACGCGUGGUGGUGUUAGCGUUAAAACUGAACUGAUGGAGGAUGGUGCAAACUCAACUUUGUCUAUAGCCAAAAUAAAUAAAGCGGAUUCGGGCAAUUAUACUUGCGCUAUAAGUGAAUUUCAAAACUUUAGCAUUGUUGUGCAUAUACUGAAUGGCGAAAGUUUUGCUGAGCUGCAUCUGGUCGCAUCUGGUCUUGUUCAACCCGCUUGGCUUAAUAUGUUUGGCAUAUGUCUGCUAUUGUUGUUAAUUAGCGAUUGCAGAUGGUUUACCUUAAGCUAAAGUUAACAAAGUGGUGCAUAUGUUUUUUUCUAUGCAUUUUCUGCUAAAAAUAUAUGUAAUAGUCAUAAAUUGUUCAAACUGGUAGUCCUCUUGUGUACAUUUUUGUUAAUUAAUUGUAAAGAUUUUGACAACUAGCAUGAAGUUAUUAGAAAUAACUAAAAACUAAGUUUAAAACAAGUUUAAAAAUAAAUGAAACUAAAACUGAAUAAUUGUUAAUGACUUAAGCACGUACUCUAAGUAAAUGCCUGCUGAUAAAAAUUUAUAUGGUUUGAUUGUUUUACAUUUAUUAAACUAGCAAAAAUUUGUACAUGUAACAGCACACAAACAUACACAUAAACAUACAUAUAGACAUAUUAAAUUAAUGUUAAACUAAGUCUGGCGCCAAGUAUGCCAACGAAUUUCCAUAGAACAUUUAAAAUGAUGCAUAUAAAAUACAGGUAUAAGUCUAAAUAUCUAUAAAAACGAAGAAAGACAGAGUGGAAAUUAAAUCGAAAGCUCUACACUGGCAUACAUAGCUUAGGCUUAAGUACUAUCACAGCCUAAGCCAUGUACUAUAAUUGAAUGCUUAAAGGUAACUAGCGUCUAAGCCAAUAAAUAAUUAAUAAAUACAACAACUACAAUGAUAAAA
This is a messenger RNA of Drosophila busckii, 2818 nucleotides long. RefSeq lists its product as uncharacterized. Gene Ontology annotation, cellular component: neuron projection membrane. Bases 349 to 2190 code for a protein of 613 amino acids. The transcript is spliced from 8 exons. Gene Ontology annotation, biological process: synapse organization. Lineage: Eukaryota; Metazoa; Arthropoda; Insecta; Diptera; Drosophilidae. The record is from RefSeq and is a predicted model, not a curated record.